Messenger RNA from Octopus sinensis (East Asian common octopus), 1969 nucleotides. RefSeq names its product transcriptional repressor NF-X1 homolog. The record is from RefSeq and is a predicted model, not a curated record. Bases 267 to 1652 code for a protein of 461 amino acids. Gene Ontology annotation, biological process: negative regulation of transcription by RNA polymerase II. NCBI's taxonomy places the organism in Eukaryota, Metazoa, Mollusca, Cephalopoda, Octopoda, Octopodidae. The transcript is spliced from 2 exons. Gene Ontology annotation, cellular component: nucleus. Gene Ontology annotation, molecular function: zinc ion binding; RNA polymerase II transcription regulatory region sequence-specific DNA binding; DNA-binding transcription factor activity, RNA polymerase II-specific.
GCCCCUUCAGACCAACAGAACGACACGUUUCUGAAAUACAAAAGAAAUCCCGACUACUGCAAAUCAAACAUCACUCAAAAACAAGACAAGCACGAUUUUGCCAGCCUUCGAGGUUAGCAUUCCCGACUAUUCACAGAGCGACUGACUGAGGAAUUAAACAAGCAAAGUUGCGAAUGCUUAAUAUGCUGUGCCACAAUCGUCCGGACUGCGCGGAUAUGGAAUUGUGGCUCCUGUUAUAACGUCUACCACCUCUCCUGCAUUAAGGAAUGGGCUUUGUCCAGCAAGAAAGACACCUGGCCUUGUCCCUCCUGCAAAUUUGCUCACAUUAUCAUUCCCAAUACAUACAGGUGUAUUUAUAUAAUAUAUUCAGAUGUUUUUGUGGCAAUGUGAAGGAUCCAGUUUCGACAGACUGGACAGCACACAGUUGUGGCAAUAUUUGUGGGAGGGUUGGACUCUGCGGACACAAAUGUGUGCUCAGAUGUCACCCCGGGGCAUGUCCUCCCUGUCCAAUGUCCGUCCAAAUUCACUGCUUUUGUGGCAACACCAGCAAAUUCGAUCGUUGUUGGAGGCACAAUCACACCUUCUCCUGUCAAACUGGCAAAUGUGGCAAGAGAUUGAACUGCGGAGUGCACUACUGCCAGGAAAUAUGCCAUCCUGGUGACUGUCGUGACUGCACUGAGAAAAUGACAGUCGGUUUGUCAAUUUCUCUAAUCCCAGACUGUUUUUGCGGCCAGGAAAGCAGACAAUUGGAAUGUGCAUAUGACCAGUCUGGGUAUAGUUGUGAGGGAGUCUGUUCUCGGUAUUUAUCCUGUGGAGUGCACACCUGUUUGGAGAAGUGUCAUCCCCCCACAUGCCAAACAUGUCCUCUCCACAUUGAGAAUCUGAGGACAUGUGUCUGUGGACAAACCCCGAUAAAAGAACUGUUCAAUGCAAGGACAGGAGUGCUCGAAUGUCUCCCGACCUGUCAUAAAAUAUGUGGGAAGCCACUGAAAUGUGAUUCCAACCAUUUCUGUCAUUGGAUGUGUCAUUCUGGUGAGUGUCCUGACCACUGUGAGGAAGGAAUGUCCAGAAUUGUCUGUCGUUGUGGGAAAACAGUCCAAGACGUGUCCUGUCGUGAGGCAGUCGAGUCCUUCCAGUGUGGGACUGUCUGCAACACACGGAAAGACUGCAAAAGACACACCUGUCACGACAAAUGCUGCAAUUUAAGUACUAUUUAUAUAAGAGUAGUAAUCCACUAUUGCAAUGAAGUGUGUGGGCGACCACUGGCCUGUAAUAAUCACAAGUGCGAGGAAAAGUGCCACUCUGGCAAGUGCAAGAAGUGUCCUUAUUUGAGUAAGUGGGGUCAUUUAUUAGACACGGACGAACUGUUUUGUCACUGUGGGGGUACAGUCAUCCUCCCUCCUACUCCGUGUGGGACUCCUCCACCCACGUGCAGUCUCCCCUGCAGUCGUCCUCAGGAGUGUACUAUUCACCCGGCCAAUCACGACUGUCAUCCCAGUGGGGACUGCCCUCCCUGCAACCGUCGAAUAUCAGCAACCUGCUAUGGCGGACACAAGAGAAAAUCGUUCAGUUGUGGAGAUAAGUGUGGAAAACCAUUGAAGUGUGGCAUUCAUUUUUGUCAGUCUACGUGCCACCAGGUUGGCCAUGACUGAGUAUAAAAGGGGGAGUGUAGUGGAUGUACUCAACCAUGCACAGUGAGGAGGGUCGACUGUGGGCAUAUUUGUGGGAUUGUCUGUUCUAAACACACCAAAUGUUGUCCGGAGCCAUGCCCAAUGACAGUUCCACGUAUUAGUAAUGUGAAGAUUAAACUGUAUUGCAAAUGUGGAGUAAAGAUGGAGAAGACUGUGUGUAGUAACAGAACUAUUGACUGUGAUGACAGUUGUGUCAGACAGAGGCGUCUCAAUGCCUUUAAAGAUGUGUUUGGGACGCCUGAUUUGUCAUUCGAAUAUUCCUUCACCCAAUCGUGGAC